Oppia nitens is the source of this 3092-nucleotide messenger RNA. RefSeq lists its product as uncharacterized. Gene Ontology annotation, molecular function: iron ion binding; oxidoreductase activity, acting on paired donors, with incorporation or reduction of molecular oxygen; heme binding. Bases 38 to 3076 code for a protein of 1012 amino acids. The record is from RefSeq and is a predicted model, not a curated record. Lineage: Eukaryota; Metazoa; Arthropoda; Arachnida; Sarcoptiformes; Oppiidae. The transcript is spliced from 12 exons.
AUAGUUUUUUGUAUGUAUUAUUAAAUUAUUAACAAAAAUGUUUUGGACAACAAUUUUGAUCAGUUUAUCAAUUAUUUUAGUUUGGUUAUGUCAUCGGUUUACUUACUGGAAUCGACACGGAGUUAAAGGUCCCAAUUAUCCCGAGUUUUGGUCAUUUUUCGAGCAAUUGAACAAAGUUUUAGUUCACGAAUAUAACCGAUUCGGUAGACUAUAUGGUGUCUACUCUUUUCAUCAUAAGUUACUUGUAGUCAAUGAACCGGAUCUUAUCAGAGACAUUGUUGUCAAAGAUUUUCAUAUAUUACCCGAUCAUUACGGUAUGUUUACGGGAUCAACAAAUUUCAGAAAUGCACUGUUUUUUAUGAGAGGCGAUGAAAACUGGAAACGCAUCCGAUCGGUAGUCACACCGGCCUUUACGUCUGGAAAAUUAAGAACAAUGAUGACCAACAUUGACGACAUCUCCGAUAAAUUUAUUAUAACUUUAUCUGAAUUAUCAAAAUCAGGCAAACCAUUAGAUAUGCGUAAAUAUUUGGGCGCAUUUGCCAUGGAUGUGAUCAGUGCCUGUGCUUAUGGCAUAGAUGUCGAUUCAAUCAAUAAUCCUAAUCAUCCGAUUGUUAUAAAUGCCAAAAAAAUAUUAUCGGUUGACUCAAACUUUAGUUUCAUAAUAUCAGUAUUGAUGCCACCGUUGGCCCGAUUCCUUAAACUGGAGCCAUUCAAUGUAAAAGCUAUUGAAUUUUUUGAUAAUCUCACCAAACAAAUUGUCCAUGAUAGAAAACUAGCUAGUUCAAUUCAACAAAAUUUAUCAAAAAAUAAAAAAUCGGAUUUUAUACAAUUAAUGAUUGACAACGAGAAAAAUGAUGACGAGAUUGGAUCCGAUGACAAUACCGAUGAAGACAACAAACUCAAUGAGUUUCUUAACGUCGCCGAAGAUAUAUCCAAGAAAUCGCAGCUAAACUUAAGUGCCGACGAACUGACAGCACAGGGAAUACUGUUUUUUAUUGCCGGUUACGACACUACUAGCGCUUCGUUAAGUCAUUGUAUAUAUUAUUUGUCAACAAAUAUUGAUUGUCAACAAAAACUUUAUGAAGAAAUUGAACAAUCAAUUAGUGGACAACAGUUUACAUAUGAAAGGCUAAAUCAACUCAAAUAUCUGAAUGCAGUCAUCAAUGAAACAUUACGUUUAGCGCCGCCUUUAUUGGCCAUUCAAAGAGAUUGUCUACAAGACUACACAUUAGGAAACACCGGCAUAACUGUUCCAAAGGGAACUACAGUUGAAUUUCAUACCUAUACUAUACAUCGAGAUCCAGAAUUUUUUGCUGAACCCAAUGAUUUCAAACCGGAUCGCUUUCUGGAGCCCCGACACCAUCCCUACGCUUUCAUACCAUUUGGUGGCGGACCUCGACUUUGUGUUGGUAUGAGGUUUGCAUUGAAUGAGAUGCGGAUGUGUAUCGCAAAACUGGUCCAUAAUUUUGAGUUUAUACCGACACCAGACACUAAGCUUGAUUACUUUAAUGGCAGCAUUUUAUUUACACCGAAACAAGUUUUAAUGACAAUGUUGAUUUUAACUAUAAUAUUGACAAUAACGCUAUUUAUAAUAUGGUAUAUCCAUAGAUUUACAUAUUGGAUGAGACAUGGAGUCAAAGGGACUAAACAUCCGGCCAUUAGAAUAUUUUUUAACCCUUGGGUCAAAAUUUUGACCGAAAACUUUCAAAAAUACGGUCGCAUAUAUGGUGUCUAUUCAUUGCAUCACAAGGCUCUGAUGGUCGACGAUCCCGAUCUGAUCCGUCAGAUUCUGACCAAAGAUUUCCAUAAACUACCGGAUCGUUAUGCCAUGAAUAUGGGCUCUUCAUUGCUUCACAAAUCAUUGUUUUUCAUUGAGGGAAACACUGAUUGGAAAAGAAUUCGUACGAUAGUGUCUCCAGCCUUUACAUCGGGAAAGUUAAAGGCAAUGAUGGCCAGCAUUGGCCACAUUUCCGACAGAUUUAUUGCACACUUGUCUCAAUUGGCACAAACAGAAAAGCCUAUUGAUAUGCGCAAACAUAUCGGUGCCUUUGCUAUGGAUGUGCUCUGUGCCUGUGCUUAUGGUGUCAACAUUGAGUCCAUCAAUAAUCCCAAUCAUCCGAUUGUAGUGAAUGCCAAAAAAAUAUUAUCAGUCGAUCAGAAUUUCAGUUUUAUAGCUUCAGUUUUGAUGCCACCGUUGGCCCGACUCUUCAAACUCGAGCCAUUCAACAUACAGGCGCUUAAUUUCUUCAAUGAUUUGACACUAAAGAUUGUUAAAGAAAGAAAAUCAAUCAAUAGGACACCAAAACAGUUAGGUUCAGGAAAUAAAAAAUCAGAUUUUUUGCAACUAAUGAUUAACAAUGAGAUCAAUGAUAAUGAAUUUGAUUCCGACUAUAUGAGCGAUGAAGACAACAAAAUCAAUGAAUAUAUCGAUAAAGAGGACUUAACUAAGAAACCAAAUCUUAAGCUAAGUCCUGAUGAACUGACAGCUCAGGGAAUCUUCUUUUUUAUUGCCGGUUACGACACAACUACAGCAGCUAUAAGUCAUUGUAUCUAUUAUUUGGCCACAAAUAUGGAUUGUCAGCAAAAACUUUACAAAGAGUUGGCCGAUAAAUAUAGUGGAAAACCGUUUACUUAUGAAGAACUAAAUGAAUUUAAAUAUCUGAAUGCAGUUAUCAAUGAAACACUACGAUUGGCGCCACCGCUCACUAGUGUGGAAAGGGAUUGUAUUGAGGACUAUACUCUUGGAAAUACUGGCAUAACAAUUCCAAAGGGAACUACAGUUGAAUUUCAUCCCUAUAUUAUACAUCGAGAUCCAGAAUUUUUUGACGAACCCAAUGACUUCAAACCGGAUCGCUUUCUGGAGCCCCGACACCAUCCCUACGCUUUCAUACCAUUUGGUGGCGGACCUCGACUUUGUAUUGGUAUGAGAUUUGCAUUGAAUGAGAUGCGGAUGUGUAUCGCAAAAAUGGUCUUAAAUUUUGAGUUUACACCGACACCAGACACUAAGAUUGAGUACUUUAAUGGCCAGUUAUUGCUGACACCUAAAAAUGUAAUGGUUAACAUUAAAAAUCGAUAAUUAUAUAAACUGAUCA